UGGCAGUCAGUCAGUGUCCUGCUGGCUCUUGGUAAGGCGGGAGACCAGCGCCCUGCGAUCCUGCUACGCGUUCACCCUGUCUUGUCUUCCCUCCAGCGAUCGGCACCCGAAUAUUGUAUUUCGGUUCAUGAUAUGCAGCGAGAUAUACAGGUGUUGAAAGCAUUUUCGAACCCGGGAAGAUACGCUCAGUAAGAAUUCACCGUAAGAACAUAUUUUAAUUCAUCACCAGUGGAAUUGUGUUCCUUGAAAAACUUUUAAAUGGUAAACCGCGAGCUGAUGAAGGUGAAUGACAUGUGUUCAGUUCCCUGAUGAGCCGAGAGCAAAACAAUAAGCAUCAGGUUACUGAAUGAUAAACGCUGAUAUAUCUAUGAAUCGUGAAGGACAUUUCGAUCAGUUUAGCCUCAUAUCAAUGUCACCUGACAGAUACUAACUCAUCUUGUUUAAUGAAGUUCGGUUAUUGUUAACUACUUUUCAUCUUUGCAAUUACAGAGAAAAGACCAGAAUUCAUUAGUAGUCUACAAUUACAUAAUUUGGGAAUAUAGACAGAAGUAACGAAAGCUCUAUGGAAGUUGAUAUAACCGAAAAAUAAAGUUUGUCAUAUAAUUCGACAUUUCUUAUCAGAUAUAUAAUAUAAAAAUGUGCUGAUAAUAAUAUAUAACAGAAUCAAGGCAUUGAAAAAAGUGGAAGGAAUAAUAAUUAAUCGAUUAUUUAUUUUUCGAAAUUUUGAAAUACUCUGGUAAAUCGAAAUAAAACUGAGUAGCCGCGUGCCUCCUGAGAGAGACAAUUCACAAUCCAUUCCCUCAAUUCUGCUUCGCAGAUUUGACACGUGAACGUGUCGAGAAAAGUGCCCAAGGAGAGAGAGAGAGAGAAUAGUUUGCAGGAACUCUGAAAGAGAAUCGUCUUGACUGUGAAAGCCCGACUGGAAAAGCGCGCGCGUGCCAGAUAGUGCGGGAACGCAACUGGUGAGGGAUACCUGUCUCAUUCUCGCGUCGUUCACACCUCCUGGGUCGAGUACGAUAUGGCUAUCCUGACUUCCUGUUGCUGCUGCAGGUCGGUUAGGAGAGGAAGUUACGCUUGUGCAAUAUACUCCAUGUUCUAUUACGUGAUUUUAGCCUUGACGUUAUAGCAGUCGCUGCAGUUCCGAGGCGGCGAAGAGAAAGCGGUCCACGACAGCGUCCUCAUCGGAGAGGAUCGGUAUCACCAUCAUUACUCAGUGGUAGGGUACCUGAGAAUGGUGAUGCUCACCCUCUCCCUCGCUGGACCUUUCACCUGCAUCUUGAUGAUCAUCGGGUUGUGCUGCGACAUCAGAUUCAUGCUCCUUCCAUGGCUGGUGGACGCUGUGUUGGUCAUCGCUUUCGAUUUGAUAUUCGUAGCUUACGUCAUUUAUCAGGAACAUACGAACAUCAAUCCAGUUAUGGCUCUGACGUUCACCUUUGAAUUCUUCUCUUUGGUCUUAAAUAUAUAUGCUGUACUUUGCGUCAUAUCUCAGUACCAGGAGUAUCUGGAGGGCCGGGGAACCGCCAGAGACGAGGGCUCGAGAUCGCCACCUGUCAUCCGGUUCAGCCGUCGGUCAACUCUGAACAGCGGGAUGGAUAGCACCCGGCGGACAGUCACAUUCCUGGAACAAGGGGUCAUUACAAAUGGCAUCUCCCCUACUCAUAAUUCUCACGUCUCCAGGGCUCCAUCCAUAGUUAAAAAGGGCGGUCUUUGCAGCGACAGAAUAAACUCCGACCACGCUGCAAAUACUCUUACCGUCUCCGGUCCUAAUGGCACAAGACUUUCCAGAAGUGUCAAGAAGCAUGUCCAGUUUCCAGCAGAGACGAUAGAAGAGUCCGAGACAUCUGAGGGAGACAAUUGUGAAAUUUUCGCCUCGACGCUAGAAAACAAAGUCAAAAAUCCUCACCUGAGCUUACCCACUGAGUCACUAACCAAAGAUCGAGGGAAAAACAGCAUCGAUUCUUGUAUCAACGAAGACCCAAGAAAAGAUUCCGAGGCCCCCUGCAUCUCGUCACCUCACGGGGACGAUGCUACUCUUCUCAUUAAAGCGGAAGGAUCGGGCGAAGUGACCAGAUAUUGAUGGAGCAAAGCCCCUCUGGACUGCCUUAUGAUCCAAAUAGUAGUUUCUAGUCAGGUGAACGUCAUCUCACUAAGAACUUAAACCCUCUUAGUCAGAAGAAAGAGAACUCAAUGAAGUGCGAGAUUUAGAAACUGGUGCAGGGAAAGCUCUAACAAAGUCUGUGCCCUUUGCCAUGGUGGAAGUCGAAAGCAGAGCUUUUCUUAUACAGUAUCUGUUCCGAGAUUUGAAUGAUUCAGUAGUCUAUGACUUUCUGAUUGUUCAGUGAGGUUCUAUCAUUUCCUUUCUGUACACGCACAAUUGGUAAUGGAUCCGUUUCCUUCAGGGCAGAAUGUUUUUGUAUAGUUAUAUGUACUCAAAUUUCUUUUACCGCGAAUUUCAUUUUAUGUUGUGUUGUCAGUGGAAGUUCAUUUUAAGCUGUGUUGUCAGUGGAAGUAAGCGA
This is a messenger RNA of Macrobrachium nipponense, 2516 nucleotides long. RefSeq lists its product as uncharacterized. The record is from RefSeq and is a predicted model, not a curated record. The transcript is spliced from 9 exons. Lineage: Eukaryota; Metazoa; Arthropoda; Malacostraca; Decapoda; Palaemonidae. Bases 1232 to 2077 code for a protein of 281 amino acids.